CAGUAUAAAAGUGCCAGAGCGAGAGGUUUGUCCACAUACCACCUGACAACAUGAAGGUCCUGCUUCUUACGCUGCUGCUCCUGCUGCUGUGUAGCACUCACGUGCUGACGCUCAGAUGCUACACCUGUGAAAAUGAGAAUGACGACAUCUGCAAGAUGGUGACACAGUGCCCUUCGUCGGCUCAGUACUGCAAAACCACCCAGGACGGUGACAAUUUGUAUCGAAGCUGUGAGGAACUUUGCGUAGAAGACUUUUUCACAAGCUGCUGUGACGAGGACCUGUGCUAAACCUGGGGCAUCACUCGGCAAUCACUUUCACUUUCUGAUUAGUCACAGUAGUAUGAAAAAUUUAACUUGAGAAGUGUGAAUAUGAUCAAAUGAAAUAUGAAUGAUUUGUUACUUUAUCAAAUUUUAUCGUGAUGAUCCUGUCAUUGAUUUUUCUUGCUUAUUUGAAGAGUCUGCUUGAAAUCAUUUCGGGUAAACUUUUGACUUGAUUGUUUAGCCUCAUUGAUCAUCCCAUAGCCAUCUUAAACUGUGCAACCCACUGUAGACACAGCCAUGAUUCCUUUAAAAAACUAGUGCCAGUGGCAAAGCAACUACACAUACACACACACACACGCACAUACACACACACACACACAUGCGUGCACACACGCACACAAACACACACUUAAUCCCUUCCUGUUGUCACUCAGUGGGUCACUUCAACAGCUUACCUCUAUGUGGGUCGUUGUCUCUUACUGCUGCACUGUAACGCUGGACUCCCUUUAGAGUGUCAUCUGUGUCAAACUCAAUAAAAUGCUGAAUAAUAAAUAUUUAAUUGAUCAAAA
Messenger RNA from Seriola aureovittata, 829 nucleotides. RefSeq names its product lymphocyte antigen 6 family member D (gene ly6d). Lineage: Eukaryota; Metazoa; Chordata; Actinopteri; Carangiformes; Carangidae. The coding region runs from base 51 to 287 and encodes 78 amino acids. The transcript is spliced from 3 exons. The record is from RefSeq and is a predicted model, not a curated record.